Molecule: messenger RNA, 1536 nt
Organism: Cylindrotheca closterium
Lineage: Eukaryota; Bacillariophyta; Bacillariophyceae; Bacillariales; Bacillariaceae
Source: the annotation of a GenBank genome assembly
AUGGAAUUAUAUAGUGACACCGUAGACCAAGAGGAGGAGGAGACAUCGGAAGCUCCUGAAGCGCCCCAUGAAAAUGAGAAACAAAGAAUAUGUUGCAAGUGUUCUGGUUUUCAACAAAAUCAACGAGCAAGAGGUCUAGCGACAAUUGGUGCUGCACGAGGCUCUCUGUUGGGUGCCAACAUUUUCAUUUCAACUUCGUUGCUAUACUUGGCAAGUGAAGAAGCGGGAUGCAUCGAUGAGAAUGAUAUGGCGAUUGAUUGUGAUAACAAGGUCUAUGGUUUUCAGCCAUCAUCUUUGAUUACCAACAUUGCCGUCAUCUCUGGUAUUCUGGCAGCAAUAGCGAAUCCAAUCAUUGGAGCAGUGGUGGACCAUACAGAUUACCGCCACUCGGUUGGACUCUACUCUUGCAUUGCUAUAGUCGCCAUCCAAGUCAUCCAAAUAUAUACUGUCAGCUCCACUUGGUUUCCGAUGGCAAUUUUGCAAGCUUUUGCCGCAUUCUUGUAUCAGAUUGUCAUCACCAUUACCUUUGCAUACUUGCCAGAAAUAGCAUUCGAAGUUGGCGAGAAGGCUGUCCAAAACAUAUCACCCAAACUCACCAUGGUUCAAUUUGGAACCCAAGGACUACUAAUGGUGACAGUCAUUGUCAUUAGCUUGGGAGUAUCAGCUGACGAUGUCUUGACUGCUCAAAUAUCACAAGGAAUCAAUGUUAUUUUUGUGAUAGUGUCCUUUGGUUAUGGUUGGCUCAAGUUUCUCCCAAAAGUGGAGGCCAAGCGUGUGCUUCCAGAGGGACGGUCGCUUUGGACGGCUGGAUUCACACAACUAUUUCAUACCGCCAGGCAUAUCAACACUCACUACAAACGAAGCAUUCGGUGGUUCUUUGUUGCGCUAUGCUUUGCGGAAGCAGGAGCUUCGGCAUUCGCAGUGUGCUCAAUCACCUUCAUGAACCAAGUUCUCAAAAUGUCUGGCACUGAAAGUGGUAUCGUCUUUUUUAUUGUCCUUGUCUUUGUCGUUCCCGGUGCCAAGCUAUCCGAGUUUGUUGUCACAAGGACCAACUACAACACUUGUUGGCGACUCAAUAUGGCGUACUUUUCCGUCACUACGGUGGUGGGUGUAUGGAUUAUGAAGGAUGAAAGCGACAAGUUCAAGGCCUACAUUUUAGCUAUUUUCUGGGGCAUUGCUUUGGGAUGGUUUUAUGCGACACAAAGUGGUUUCUUUGCCGUGCUAGUUCCACAAGAACAGGCUACCGAAAUGGCAGGAAUCUUUAACUUCUCUUCACGUAUCAUCGCCUGGCUUCCUCCAUUGGUCUUUUCGGCCUUGAAUGAAGCUGGAAUCGCAUUGACUUAUGGGGUGAUGCAUUUGGUGGUAUACUUUGUCAUUGCGAUUGGCUUUUUGUCGCUCAUGCAAAGCUGGGAGAAGGUCCUUGCGGAAUCACAUGGACUCGAUGACAGUUCAAAAUCGGCCGAAGGCAAUACCGAAGAAGAGAACGACGCCGCGUCAGUGGGUGACUUUGAGAGACAAGAAGUCAUCUCGCCUUAA